AAACUCAUCAUGGCGAAUACGAGUAAUGUAGUCGUGUCAUUUGCCAUCGUCUUUCUGGUCUCUUUGUCGUCAAGUUCGGCUUUCACCAAGAAUACCUUGGAUACCUUUAAUGCCUUUGAGAAAAACAUCGAUGGAUUACCACAUCAAUUGAUUCAGCCACUUAUUCGGGAAAAGAGGCAGGAAGAGGCACAAGGCUUUCUGAACGACAGUCCUUUGGAAUUGGAAGAGGAAUUGUCGAACCCGAGACCCGCCUACGAGAGAAGAGCAGUCAACGCGGAAGAGGCAAAGGAGAUCGGCCAGAAGGAUGAAAGACAGAAGCAAAAGAAGCCUGAACCGAGCAACGACAUCGAAGAAGAUGCCGAGGAUGAUGUAUUCUCGUACAGGAAUAUGCACGAUCUCAUCCAAGCACUGAUUCUCGCCGAUGAGGAGGACAUUGCUGAGAGACUACAACAGUUGCGAAAGAAUACUCCGAAAUCCGAGGCGUUGAGCAAUUUGCCGAAACGUCAGGCGUCCGCGGCCGCGGCCGCAGCCGCGGCUGCGUCGGGCGGUCUUGUCGGGGGGAAUCUGUGGGACGUCAUUACUCUCGGCGAUCUUGACGGUCAUUCUUGCGAGGUCGAGGCCUUUUCGCAUGGUCACUUCCAUGUGUCAGGAACGAUCGUGCACGAGUUCUUCUGUGAACUCAGGAAAAUAUGGCAUUACGGCCUGCUCGUCGUGCGAAACUUCGUGUCCGCGCUUACCCUGGGGCCGUUGGUAGUUGGGGAGGCCAUCGGCGAGGGCAUCUUGGACCGCUUGUUUCACCACGGCUCGCAUAUUUUCCACGCCAUUAUCAGCGAGCCCCAUCACCUGCUACUUCUGCCAGACAUAAUUCACGACUGCGUACCGUUCCCAAGUAUCAUCGGGGCGAUUCACCGGGUCAAAGCGGUCUUCUUCAGGGUGCUGCAAUUCGGCUUCAAUCUCAUCCACGGACACAUUCGUCACGUCGUCGCGCACAUCUUCUCUAAUUUCCGCUUCUUUCUGCGAGAAAUAGUGCACCACUGGCUACACUUCGACACGAUACUUCCGCUGGAGGAGAUAGGCACAGUGGCGUCUGCGGCGACGGCGACGGCGACGGCGACGGCGUCGGCGGCGGCGGCGACAGCGACAGCGGUCAUUCCGGACUACCAUACAUCGUUGGGAGAAAUACUGUCUUCCUGCCGCGGCUUCCACGAUGGCUAUUACGCGUCAGGAAUAUCCAAUCUGCUUAGGACUGGUUUAAGGAGCUUCUCUCUGUCUUCGACAUUCUCCAGAAUCAGGUCGUACUUGCCGAGCUUUACAAUGCCCUUCUUCAAUUACUUUGGGUGCGGACCGGUGGAACAGAGUACCACGGUGACGACAUCCAGCGUCGCCAGCGCAUCGAGCUCCGUUGGUCUCGGUGGCUCGGUGAUAAGCCCGAUUGUAAACCAGUUUCUAAGCCCGAUUGUAAGCCCAGUGAUAGAGCCAACGAUAGUUCCUGCGGAGACCGAAGUUGCGAGCUCCGCGGCCACCGCCACUGCCACCGCUACCGUCGCCGAGACGCAUCCGGUGUUAUCCGUUGGACCGACGAUACUACCGACGAUAGUCCCUUCGAUUGUUCCUUAUGAAUCGACCUCAUCAAACGUGGCAACUGCGACGGCGACGGCGGCGGCGGCGGUGGCAUCGCCGGUAGUUUCAGACUACCAGACUAUAGCCGCACCGGAAAUCGCGGCGCCCGUUGUGCUGGGGGACACGGGAGUGACAGGCGUCUCCGCGGCUGCGUCCGCGGCCGCGGCCGCUUCCUCAUCCGUCGCUCCGGCCGUUGGACAAGUGCCAUUCAUCCUGCGCGAACGCAGACCCAGGCCGAUCCUGUCCGGCGUCGCACCCGCGGCCGCGACCGCAGCUGCGGCCGCGAGCGCGUCCGCUUCUACGGGCGGCGACACCCUGGCCAGGUACCCGUCUCGAUAUCGUGGACUCGAUCUGGACCUUGAUCGCAGGAUAAAUCCAUUGAUCCGUGCGCGAGUCAUCCCCGGUGCCUCGUCAGCCGCCGCAUCGGCAGCGGCAUCGGCCUCUUCGUCGUCCGCCGCGGCCAGUAGUGCAGCCAGCUCCGUUUCCACGGGUAGUUACAGCUUUGCCCUGCCAAGGGAACACAUAGUCAACGCACUCGGUCACGACUACCUGCUGCCGGGCGAUGUCAUCGCGGUCAGCCUGAGGAACAGAUCGACCCUGUUCGGCCGCGUGCUAGACGCCACCAGUCCGAUCACCUUCAGCUUCCUCAGGCCGAAACUGCGGGCCUCCUUGCUCCACCACGGUGGACGAUUCUGGAAUCUCCGGCCCAGAGACUUCAGGGAUCCCGACUGCGUUCGGAAAUUCAACAAUCCUCUGCUCUUGGGUUACAAUCUUUAGACACCGCGCUCUAUCAUGACUGGUCCCGAAUCAUUAUCGACUAUCCCAAAUCUACCAAACCAUUGUAAACGAUAUCGAGCGUGAAUAAAAAGAUGUGUCCUUUGAAA
This is a messenger RNA of Vollenhovia emeryi, 2504 nucleotides long. RefSeq lists its product as uncharacterized. The transcript has 3 exons. The coding region runs from base 10 to 2397 and encodes 795 amino acids. NCBI's taxonomy places the organism in Eukaryota, Metazoa, Arthropoda, Insecta, Hymenoptera, Formicidae. The record is from RefSeq and is a predicted model, not a curated record.